Molecule: messenger RNA, 1123 nt
Organism: Zophobas morio
Lineage: Eukaryota; Metazoa; Arthropoda; Insecta; Coleoptera; Tenebrionidae
Product: phospholipase A1-like
Exons: 4
Coding region: 55-1077 (340 amino acids)
Biological process (GO): lipid catabolic process
Molecular function (GO): lipase activity
Source: RefSeq, a predicted model, not a curated record
UCUUUAUUUUACUUAGUUUUUCAGUUAUUCUGCGAAUUAAAAUUUAACAAAAAUAUGUGGAAACAAAUCUUAUUUCACAUAUUAUUGUUUAUCGUGGCUAUUACAGGAGAAUCUGACGACGACGAAAUAGAUUUCUCAUCCCUUACUGAUGAAGUCAAACAAGACAUUUACAACAUUUACAACAAAUUAAAUCUUACAAGUAUUUUAGUCAAACCAAAUGUAACAGCUGAUAAGAUCCAUUACUACCUAUUUCCUAAAGGCAGCAGCAACUACGAAGAAAUUGACAAUUCUAAUCCGAAGCAGUUUGACUCCAAUAGCUUCGUUGUUGUUUUAAUUCAUGGCUGGUCUCAGAACAGGUCAACUUUGUGGUAUGAACUCCUAAAAAACACGUUCAAGGAAAGAGCAAGUCAGUACUCCGUCGUGGAAACUGACUGGUCAGAAUAUGCAAAACUGAACUACAUAUCUUCGAGUUAUUCCGUCAAAGCUGUUGGUGGCUUUAUUGGAGAAUUCGUCGUAAAACUGAUCAAAGAUCGAAGCGUUCCCAUUAAAAAUGUUCUAAUCAUUGGUCACUCUCUAGGAGGCCAAGUCGCUGGUUUUGUGGGGAAAAAAGUUUUUGAACUUUUGAAAGAAAAGCUUCCUAAAAUCAUAGCCCCAGAUCCUGCAGGUCCUCUUUUUAAUCUUCGUCCAGAAAGUGAGAGAUUAAACCCAAAUGAUGCACAAGUCGUGCAUGUAAUCCAUACUAAUGGUGGCAUUUUCGGGUUUUUGAGAGUAUGUGGUACUAUAGAUUUUUUUCCAAACGGUGGCAGUCACCAAAAUGGAUGCUUAGAAACUAUUUUGACGAAUAUACAAAAUCUGACUUCAGUAGUUUUUUGUGCUCACCAUAGAAGCUGGGAGUAUUUGAUUGAAGGUUUGAUGCUUGAAAAAAAAUUUAAGUCGAGAAAGUGUUCAUCAUAUGUGGAUUAUGGAACUACUAAGAUUACUUGUACUGAUGAGUAUGCAAGUUUGGGAGUUUUGAACCUUACUUCUACUGGAAAAUACUAUCUAGACACAAACAGUAAAUCGCCAUUCUCCAAAUAGUCAAAAUGUUUAAAGAUUUUGUUCCCUAAAUUUGAGCCAAAAUAAA